Messenger RNA from Pomacea canaliculata, 2656 nucleotides. RefSeq lists its product as uncharacterized. NCBI's taxonomy places the organism in Eukaryota, Metazoa, Mollusca, Gastropoda, Architaenioglossa, Ampullariidae. The record is from RefSeq and is a predicted model, not a curated record. Gene Ontology annotation, molecular function: protein binding. The transcript is spliced from 3 exons. Bases 181 to 1032 code for a protein of 283 amino acids.
GACACAGCAGCAAACGUCAAUGAAAGUGUGUAUUCACAAGUCUGUGGUGUUUGCGGCGUCUUGUGUACCGCAUGCUUGUAGCUUUAUUUCCGGUCACAUGACAUUAGCUAUUUGCAUAGUGGAGGGGAGAGGUAAUUUCCUUCGAGGUUUCCCACGAUUAUCUAGUCAAAAGAAAAUAAAAUGGUCAAGAACUCACCAUGGAUAUGCUGCAUGCUGUUGCUGACUUUUUUACUGUGUGGACAUGUGUGCAGUCGUCAGUGUGAUCAUCAUCACUUCUGGGAUCCUGUUGAGCAGGCUUGUCAGCCAUGUUCUCAUUGUCCCAAAAACAAAAUAAUUCGCAAGCCAUGUAGCAAACUGAAAGACACUGUCUGUGGACCUUUUCGUGAAUUCAGCUUUUUCAAUCAUUUGGAAGAAACAGAGUCCUCUUUUCCAUCUGUCAAAUAUGAUAGUGACAAUUUUAGUGGAACAGACAGGGAAGGGCGGGCAUUUUCAUCAAAGAACUCUGGUCUUCCUAAUGAACCAAUGAUUGAGAAGGAUGAUGGAGAGUACUGGAAAAAUCUAGCAUUUGCUCUAAUUGGCGUUGUGUGUGUUCUUAUAUUUGUGGCAACAGUGGUGGUGUUGUUGGCAUGUCGUAAGCUACAUGAAAACUCAACCUUUAAAAGACCAGAAGAAGAAGAAGAUGAUGAUUCUGGAUACGUUGUCAUUCGUGCCAUACGCCCAGCACCCACAAGCCACUGCCAGAGGCGGGCAUCACUGUCUCAAGAGUUCUGUCCAUCUCCAGCUGCCAGUGCUCUUUUAACACCAAACCAGUCCCAGGAGUAUAUAACCUCAAGCAAUGGGCACACACAGUAUGAUCUGCAUGUCAAGGGUGCUUACAGACCAAAACGCACACUUCUGAAUUAUGAUGCUGAUGAUGUUUUUGAGUCAGAAGAUAGUGCAGGCUCACGAACAAGUAGAAAAUUUCCAUUACACCCCAUACCUGAGACUGUCACAGACAAUGAGAAUCAAACAUCCAGUGUACUCAGAGUUUAGUGGUUUUUGCAAUUCCCUACUAGAAAGGAAAAUGUUUAUCACUUUCAUUUACAAGAAACGUAUUUAUUAUUUCAUUGAGAUUGGCCUUUUCAUUUGUCAUAAAUGGUUGAAACAUUGUUUGGAAUCCAAGAACAGCACUGAAGCAAGCGGUGGUGGUAAUGUCUUAACGCAACAUGUCAGCCCAUUUUCCUGAAAGACUGCUUUGUCAUUUCUUAGAUCAGGUACAGGACAUAAAAAGCUUGACUGUUGUUACUAACGUCUUACUGCCAUUGACACUUUUCUUGGUUCAGUUUUCCUGCAGAACUGAAGGAAUGGGUGUAUUAACUUAUUUAGUUUCUGUGUUCCACUUUGUGGUUGGAUUGUCUGCUGCCACCAUUUCAAAAGCAGAGGAGGACACACACAAGCCUGAAGAUUUGAUGUGCCUGAAUUGUGCAGUUGUUUGAACCCUGCUGAUAAUGUUAUGCAUACUUUACUCAGCUGAAUUGUCAAGAUCAUUGCUUGACUUUCUUGUUGAGGUAAAUUUGGCCUUUGAUGUUUGUCUCUCCUGUUCUAGAAGUUGCGAAGUUUAAUAUAACUGUUUCAGUUUGUUUUUUUUAAAGCUGGCAAAUUACUUUGCCUCUUUUUAACAAAAAAAUUAUGGGGGAUAAUUGUGAAGAAUAAUUUUGUAGUCAUUGAUCAAAAAGAAAAGGAUAAAACUUGUCUUCCAGAUCCAUAGGUAAUGAGUGUUUUUGUAAAUAAAUAACUGUUUUUAAGAAUGGAAAAUUUCUUUCACUCAAAGUAAGCUAGGAUUAUGAGACACAACUGAGGUUUCUGCCAUUGUAAAUUGUCCUAACAUCACUCGCAUGGUUGGUACUAUAAAAGUUGGAAGCAAAUCUGAAGGCUAAUGUAAAGGUUGUGUUCUGUUGUUUGGAAUGCUUUGGAUAACACUGAAAGCAUCAGCCAUAAAACCAUUAGAGUAAUGUGGUCAGUAAGCUUACAUUCUGCAAAAAUAAUGGCUUUAGAAUUGUGUUUCAUGUGCUUAAAACAAAGUCACAAGCAUGCUACAAGGUUACAGCUGUGUAUACUGUUAGUGUAUAGCUUAGCGUGACUAAUCAUUUGUUGUUAAUGCCUUAUUUCUGCAUUAUGUAUGCAGUUGGUGUGUAUUGAGAGUGAAUGUGUCUGAAUUAUGUCAUCUACAUCCUGUAAAUAUCUUGCAUUACAUAAAAUACUGGUUUUUGGCAUUUGCUUGCUAUUGUACAGCUUUAAUGCUGUUCAUGAACGCAGCACUAAUUCUGACUUUAACCUCUGCUGGUAAUUGCUUUACUACUUAUUUAUUGUGAAGACGACCAGUAUCCUAGUUUAUAAAAAGAAUCAUUUUUCCUGAUAGUCUGUUUCAUCGCUGAAAUCUCUCAUCUGCUUCUAGUCUGUGGGUGAAGUGAACAUGAAGGUCUUGAAACAUUGUCAUUCGCCUGUUGGGAGACAAAAAUACUUCAUUGUAAUUUUCAACAAAUAUUUAUAAUAUUUAUGUCUAUCAUUGCUGUGUUGUUUUGAUAUUCAUGCUUCUGUCUGUGUACAGUUGACCAUAAAUUCUCUAGAUAUGCAUUUCAUGUCUCCAACGAAUACAUGCUUAUACCUGCUCAACGAG